GUCGCGGCGAGAACCACCAGCUGGAAACGGAUUGGGAAUAGGACUUGGCAUCGGAAUCGGAAUUGGAAUCGGAAGGGUCUCGAGUCGGAGUAGUGCGUGUGCGUGUGUGUGGAGUUUUGUGUGUGCGCGUGUGUGUGUGGCUGUGAAUCAAAAAGUUACACUUAAGAAAUAGAUCUCCCUCUCUCCACUCGUACAUCCGAUUUCGUAUACAAAAAACAUGUUCCGAGUGUCGGCAACAGCUUCAUUACUGCUGCUAAUCGUUGCGGUUGCGCAGGAAUUAAUUGUAACGGCUACGCAAGAUUUGCCCGAAGGCUUCCCCAAAUGUAAGCGAGAUGCAAACUUCGACAAGUGUCUGGUGGAUGCUGUCAAUAAGGCCAUAGUGUUGCUGAAAGAUGGCAAUAAAGAAUUCGGCAUACCGCCCCUGGAGCCGCUGUCCGUGAAGAAACUUGUUAUAGAUGCCGGCAAUGCGCCAAUAAAUCUACGUCAGGCCUUGAAGAACUUGAAGGUGCACGACAUGAUCUCCACCAGCAAGAUCCUGCGCUAUAGAACCGAUCUGGACAAGCAUUUGAUUAUCUGUGAAAGCCGAACGGAUCGCAUCGAGAUGAUCGGCGAAUACGAGAUGUCUGGUCGCAUCCUGCUCCUACCCAUCACCGGCCAUGGAAAGGCGAAUGUAACACUAGUCAACACCAAAAUCGAGCACCGUCUGAUAGGCGAGCCCUUCGAAAAGGAUGGCGUCAAGUACAUGCGCCUCAAGGAUUAUCGCGUUAGCUUUGAUCCGAAGCGUGUAUACGUGAACUUUGAGAAUCUCUUCAACGACAAGACCCUCUCCGAUGGCAUGAAUAGCUUUCUGAACGAGAACUGGGAGACAGUUUUCAACGAGCUAAAACCGGGCUAUGCCAAGAGCUUUGGCCUGAUAUUCCGCGAGUUGUCAAACAAACUGUUUGAGAAGGUACCCUUCGAUAAUAUAUUCUUAAGUUAAUGGUGAUUUUUGAGCAUCUAAUUUAUGUUACUAUUUAGUCAAUAAAGGAUUUUAUAACAUUUAAUAUAA
Drosophila persimilis is the source of this 1048-nucleotide messenger RNA. It is a transcript of the gene Jhbp12, whose product is annotated as protein takeout. The record is from RefSeq and is a predicted model, not a curated record. Bases 218 to 979 code for a protein of 253 amino acids. NCBI's taxonomy places the organism in Eukaryota, Metazoa, Arthropoda, Insecta, Diptera, Drosophilidae. The transcript is spliced from 4 exons.